AUAAAAACGUUUGUACAUCUAAGCAGUGUGGUCUAGUGAUUGACGCAGCCUUUGGGACCGCGCUUUGCAGGAGCAACAUCCGACGGCUACGAUGACGACCCCGGAGAUCAAGUUGGUUGAUAAACUCACCAUAACCUUCUUAGUGGACAAUACAAUUGAAUGGAUGACGAAGCUCCCUCCUGGAUUCGUACAUGAGGUCGCCCAGCAGCUGGCACACACCGACGUUCCACAUGAUCCUCGGACAGGAGUGCCCAUUCUAGACCUCGAAAACUACUGUUGUGGAGUCCAUGGCUUUUCAGCAUUAAUCCAAACCGAAGUGGACGGCUCAGAGCCUCACUACACACUCUUCGACACCGGCCCCGACUCACGCUCGCUAAUCCGCAACAUCGAGGCGCUCAAACCGCCGAUAGAGCGCAUCGAGCGCAUCAUUCUCUCUCACUGGCACUCGGACCACAGCGGCGGGAUGCUCUCCUUCCUGCGCUAUCGCAAGGCACACGUCCCGGCGGACGCCCCGCCCUGCGUCGUGGACCUACACCCCGAUCGGCCUGUCGCGCGGGGGAUCUCCCCGCACAAUACGGGGAAGGUCAUAGGGCGGCUUCCUCCCGACCCCGAGUUUGCGCAGAUCGAGGAGCUGGGCGGGGUCGUGGAGAAGCAUGCAGAUGGACAUACGGUGGCAGGGGGCACGGUCUGGGUAAGCGGGGAGAUCCCCAGAGUGACGCAUUUCGAGGGCGGUCUCCCCGGCGCCGUUCGUUGGUUUGAGAAGGAUGGGAAGGGCGAGUGGGAGAAGGAGGAGGACAUCAUGGACGAGCGCUACGCUGCAAUCGAUGUCAUUGGGCGAGGGCUCGUCAUUUUCUCUGCCUGCUCUCAUGCAGGCAUCGUCAACGUCGUCAAGGACGCGGUCGACAGGUUCCCUCGUCCAAUAUACAUGGUCAUCGGAGGGCUACAUCUUGCCGGUAACGACCUCACCGACCGCAUCCCUCCCACCGUCGAUUUCCUGUCUAACAAGCUGCGGCCGGCCCCGACGUACGUACUUCCGAUGCACUGUUCGGGUUUCGUUGCAAAGGUUGCGCUGGAGGAGGCGUUUGGGGAAGGGUGCGUCCCUGCAGGCGUGGGACACAAAGUGGUCGUUGAGGGAAACCCCGAAGCAGAAGAAAUGAUGCACAGGGCAACGUACCAAUGAGCCUCGCGAGUGACCAAACUCUUCAUCGAUCGCAUGCACUUCACGAUGAGUGUGAUUUACAUUCUCAGCGCAAUGUGGCUCUGCAGUGUACAUAUGAGUAGCCAUGGCCAUCUCGAUUACUUUCCCGAGCCCAAGCGGUAGCCCAG
Messenger RNA from Dichomitus squalens LYAD-421 SS1, 1326 nucleotides. RefSeq lists its product as uncharacterized. Bases 92 to 1180 code for a protein of 362 amino acids. Gene Ontology annotation, molecular function: transferase activity. The transcript is spliced from 8 exons. NCBI's taxonomy places the organism in Eukaryota, Fungi, Basidiomycota, Agaricomycetes, Polyporales, Polyporaceae. The record is from RefSeq and is a predicted model, not a curated record.